This is a messenger RNA of Cuscuta epithymum, 1036 nucleotides long. NCBI's taxonomy places the organism in Eukaryota, Viridiplantae, Streptophyta, Magnoliopsida, Solanales, Convolvulaceae. The record is from the annotation of a GenBank genome assembly.
AUUUAUUUAUUUAUACAUCACAAUUAUUGACUUUUUAAAUAAUAAUUAUUGACAAAAAAAGAUUUUUUCAAAAAAAAGAAUGAUGUGUAAUUAUAGAAGUAUUUAUUUAAUUCAAUAUCUGGAGCCCUCUCCUCUUCUCUCGACAGCAGAAGCACUGAAAGGCAAAAAAUAAUCUCUCUCCCGAUUUCGUCUCCUCCUCCUUUGAUCGAGAAUUAGCGCAAGGAACCCCAUUCAUUGCUAAAGAGCUGAAAACAGGUGCGGACGAAGAAGGGAGUAGACCCACUCCGGCUGCGCAGUUAAAACCAGCAUCGAUUGGCCGCCGCUCCUUCAGCAUCGAUAGCUACUCCUCCACAGUCCACUGAUCACUGCUCCCAUAUCACCAGACGCCGUCAUCGUCUCCUUCAUCGCCCACAACCACUCUCUAUCGGUCUAUCCCUAACCAGAAUAGAGUAAAACCUUUGCCAGAACAAGGUAGAAAGUGGCAUCUGGUAUAAUUGUAUGUGAAUGGACACCUUACAUGUAGCAGGACAUCCCAUGUAUCAGGAGGUCGUAAGGUCAUGUGGGUCCGAGCCAAACAACACCUCUGUUCUUGUUGCCCGUGCAAAGAAGCUCCUACACAGAAGGAUGUUGGUUGGUGUUAACGAUGGUCGCUUCUUUUCUGGUUCGUUCUAUUGCAUUGAUAAGCAAGGAAACAUCAUUCUUCAAGAUGCCAUUGAAUACCGAAGCACUCGACACUCUUCUCCUUCCCCAAUGGAACAACGAUGCUUGGGUCUCAUUCUCAUACCCUUCUCUUGUCGGACUUCAUGUCAUGUUGAUUGCUCUAUUGAAGAACAGCUGUCCCUCAUGUCUUUCUAUGAGCUUGAUUCAAAGUCAUGAUGCGUAUAAUUUUUGAGAUAAUUCUUCAUGUCAAACAUUUUCCCCCAUUUUACUUUAACCUAUUUCCCAUUUUUGUAUGUGUGUGUUUUCCAUUCUCAAAUGCUCAAUGUCUACCCAUACAUUAUGUUAUUGUAAAGAUUGUCAUAUUUUCCUUCUGAUG